Rhipicephalus sanguineus (brown dog tick) is the source of this 422-nucleotide messenger RNA. RefSeq lists its product as uncharacterized. The record is from RefSeq and is a predicted model, not a curated record. The transcript has 2 exons. The coding region runs from base 18 to 386 and encodes 122 amino acids. NCBI's taxonomy places the organism in Eukaryota, Metazoa, Arthropoda, Arachnida, Ixodida, Ixodidae.
UGCUCCGAUGGGCUCCUAUGAGGAUCAUCGGACUUCUGCGACCACAGCCCACACGACCGCGCCACGCUCCGACACUGCGUGAGCUGCUGCUUGAAGUGCAGAAACAUGAACAAGAAGAUUUGAACCGUUACACCAAGGAGCGUCAGCGGCAGCUCGUCGUGCUGCUGGUGAUCGCCGUGCUCUUGCUCUACUUCGCGGGAGUCGUCGGCGCUUACGUCUACUACGACAACGCGGAGCAGACGCCAGCUGUGCCAGGACGUCGACGAGUGCCCCUUAAAAUGUUGCGAAGCACGAUCAAUGGAUCUGCAACAACGGUGGCCCAACAUUCUCUGCUGCGCUCAUGGAAGCGCGCCGCCCUGGAGGCCUUCCGAAAUCGGCGCCUUUAGGAAGCGGUCGUGAAAACGUGCGAGCUUGCAGGCGAU